AUGGGUUGGUUCUGGGGCGACAGCAAAUCUGACCCGGUUAACAAGCUCGAACCGGGUCUUCGUGACUAUCUCGAGCAGGAGCAGCCCGAUAAAUAUGUGCCUGCCGGUGUGAACCCGACGACUCCGACGCCUACGCAAACAUCCCAACCUUCUGAUCCUUCGAAACGUCAAGUCCCUGCGGCUUCUCUUUACCAAGAUGGCCGUUACGCCCACCUCUGGAAGACCUAUAAGCCCCCGGCAGAUAUCGAUGAGAAUAACGGAGUCCGCGGGGCAGAGCGAGUGAUCGAAAAGCACAAGGAGCGCGGCGACACAGUGCAGCGGGCAGCAAUGGAGAACUGCGCCUUGGAGCAUGAAGCCUUGACCUACUGCUUCAAGACGGGCAACUGGCGCAAGCAGAUUGAGGCCCGACUGACUCUGUGUUCUGCGGAGAAUGGCACUUUCUCCCGAUGCUUUACAACCCAGACCAAAUUCCUCCAGGCUCUUGGCUACGCAUCCUCCUUCAACCACGACGCCGAAAAAGAAGAGCGCAUCCAGAUGCACGCCGACAAGCUCUACCACCAGAUGUUAGACUAUGAAAAGCGAGUCGAGGAAGCCAAGGCAGCCGGUGUUGAACCACCUCCCAUGGCGUCCCUGUUCCACCCAGAGAAGCAAUCACCAGCAGAGAAGAAGCCCGGUCUGGAGAUCCCCGGAGGCGAGCCCAUCCCAGCAGGAUUCAAGCCUUCAAAGCCGCUACAGAAACUCACUCCCCAUGAGAGAGAGCUGGAGAUUAGGGCGCACUAUGCGCAAUUGGAACAGCAGAAGAUGUACGUGGAGGAGGCCGGACCCUUCAUGAAGACUCAGGAUAAUGCACGGGAGAAGCGACGGGAGAAGGCUGUCAGUUGGUUUGGAGAGACGAUUGGUAACUGGGUGUCGUAA
Molecule: messenger RNA, 915 nt
Organism: Penicillium canescens
Lineage: Eukaryota; Fungi; Ascomycota; Eurotiomycetes; Eurotiales; Aspergillaceae
Exons: 2
Coding region: 1-915 (304 amino acids)
Source: RefSeq, a predicted model, not a curated record